Misgurnus anguillicaudatus (oriental weatherfish) is the source of this 903-nucleotide messenger RNA. RefSeq names its product troponin I4b, tandem duplicate 3 (gene tnni4b.3). Gene Ontology annotation, biological process: skeletal muscle contraction; cardiac muscle contraction. NCBI's taxonomy places the organism in Eukaryota, Metazoa, Chordata, Actinopteri, Cypriniformes, Cobitidae. Gene Ontology annotation, cellular component: troponin complex. The record is from RefSeq and is a predicted model, not a curated record.
AUGCAAUUUUUUUCUCUUCCUUAGAGAAAGUCUAAGAUUACAGCAUCCCGGCGAAUAUUCUUAAAGACCAAAGUACUAAAGAAGGCUAGCACACUGCUGGCUGAAGAAAAAGAACAGAAAAAGAUUGAGAGAGAGCGAGUACUGAGCGAGAGACUUCCCCCUCUUAAACUGACUGGACUUUCUGUACAAGAUUUACAGAAUCUUUGCAAAGAACUACAUCAAAAAGUCGAUGUUGUGGAUGAAGAACGAUAUGACUUUGACUACAAAGUAAACAAAAAUGAUAAAGAGAUUGCAGAAUUAAACCACAAGAUCUUUGAGAUAAAGGGUAAAAUGAAGAGACCAGCGCUGAAAAGGGUCAGAGUAUCUGCUGAUGCCAUGCUGGGAGCUCUGCUGGGAGCCAGACAUAAGGAAUCCAUUGAUUUUAAGGCAAACCUCAAGACAGUCAAGAAGGAAGAGGAAAAGAAAGAGGAAGUCACCGACUGGCGUAAAAAUGUGGAUGCCAUGUCAGGCAUGGAGGGCAGGAAGAAGUUGUUUGCUGGACCAACUUCUUAAUGAGACAUCUAAUAAAAAUCCAAUUUGCUUGAAGGCUAUUUAUAUUUACAAAGACUACUACAUUAUAUUAUAUAGUACUGUAUUACUAUAUAAUUUGUCUUUGAAAGAGCUUGAUAAUUGAGGAUAAAAAUGUAUUAGCAAAAAGAAAAAAAAUAACGCACAAAGCUGCAUUACUGUUGUACAUGUAUUAUUUAAAAUAUUUAAACAUGUGCUUACACAUAUAAACCAACUGUUUGUAAUAAUAUAUGAUUAUUCUAUAAUUGCAUUUUGUUUUUAUAUAAUAAUGUUUAUAUUAUAAUGAUAUUUAUAUGUGAUCAAUUGUGUGUAUAAAAAUAAAGGCAAUAAAAGUCC